AUGAGCUUGGAUAUUUCUAAAUUGUCAUUGAAAAAUGACAGCGACGACGCGUCGUCUGUGCAAUCUUUCAGAAAUGAUUAUAUUGACAAGCCAUUUUCUGGUAAACAGGAGCAGUUUGAGCAAGUGCUUGAUAUUUUGGAUUCCACGGGGUUCAUCCCUGAAGCUUUGAUUGAGCUGGAAGCAACUUGGUUUUACUCUUCUUUGGGAAUUGAUGACGUGUUUUUUGCCCGCGAGUCUCCUCAAGGGAUUGCCUCCCAUGUUCAUUCGCUUUACUCUUGUAAAGUACAAGCUUUUGCCUCUGGAAUUGACGCCCAGGACAAACCUUUGAUUCGUUACAAAAAGGAAGCCGAGGACCACGCUGUAUUCUUCGAUACUCACAUUCCAGGGAAUGUCAGUGGACCAGCAAGCUUUGAUGUGACAAUUGACGACAGCUACAUUGAUCCUUCUUCUGGUACUGACGCGUACAGGCUUGAGUAUUUUUCAGCCCCCUUGAACUACAAGAGUGACCCGAUUUUGUCAGGUGUAUCGCUGAAAGUUUCGGCCAAUCCUGACUCUGCUGCUGCUUUUGCCCUGCAAACCGUCAAGUGUCAUUUCAUUUACAAAGUGAAGUACGCUCAACCAGGCGCUGACCCUAAAGAAACAGAUAUCAACAAGAUCGGUGAUGAGACUUUCCUCAAGAUCGUGUCUCCAAACACGAAAUCUCUUUACGCUGACAUCAUCAGGCGUGUCGUGGGCACCACGGGCCCAGUCAUCCAACAUUUUGCUGUCGAAGAAUCUGAAGAGUACAGAGUCGUGAUUGGAUACCGCCAGCAAACCUCGCCACACUACAACUCUGCCCUCUCGGAAUUGGCUGACUACUAUAAGCUCACGACGACAAGAAAAUACGUCGAGCAGUUUUCUAACGGUGUUACUGUGAUCUCGAUGUACAUCAAGGCCAACCAGAUGGGUUCAAAAAAGACCCCCAUCGACUUGCUGAUUUACCAGGUGAUUAAGGAGGCUUCUUUGUUGUAUUGCAUUCCACACAACUUUUUCCAAGAAUCAUUCGUCAAGAACGAAUUGUCGUUGCAAGAGUGUAUAUACUCCCAGUGUGGUGUGAUUUUUGUCACUCACUUUUUGAACAGAUUAGGACCGGAGUACACCAAAUUGUCUCAGUUGCUUGACCCAAGUAAACUGAUUCAGCAUGCCGAGGUUUUGAACUCAUUGAAGAAGCGUUUGCGGGCUGAGACUUACACUCAGGAAUAUAUCAAAGAGGUUUUCAGUACUAGAAAAGAUAUUGUCCGCAAGCUUUACCGUCUGUUUGCUGAUGUGCACUACAUCAGACUGUCAACUGAGAAGACUUUGUCCUACCAAAGACUUUCUCAAAUCACUCCGGUAGGAUCUGAGGAAGAUUUCACCCACUUGCUCAACAGAGAAUGCUCACAAAAUGAACACCACGCGAUCGUCUUGAGAGCUCUCUACAUGUUCAAUGCUGCAGUUCUCAAGACUAACUUCUACACGUCGACUAAAGUGGCUAUUUCUUUCAGAUUGAAUCCUUCGUUUUUGCCAAUUUCCGAAUAUCCUGAGACUCCAUUCGGUAUGUUUUUCAUCGUGGGUUCUGAUUUCAGAGGCUUCCACAUUAGAUUCCGUGACAUUGCAAGAGGCGGUAUUCGUAUUGUGCGCUCCAGAUCUAUGGAUGCAUACAAAGUGAAUGUGCGUAACUUGUUUGAUGAAAACUACAACUUGGCGUCAACUCAACAAAAGAAGAAUAAGGAUAUUCCAGAGGGUGGCUCGAAGGGUGUAAUUUUGCUUGAUCCUGGUGCAGCUCAAGAAACUCCUAAAGCGUCGUUCGAGAAGUACAUUGAUUCUUUGAUUGACUUGUUGCUCAAACAACACGUUCCAGGAUCAAAGGAAAACUAUGUCGACCUCUAUAACAAGCCCGAAAUUCUUUUCUUGGGCCCAGAUGAAGGAACCGCUGGGUAUGUUGAUUGGGCUGCAUUCCAUGCUCGUGGAAGAGGUGCGCCUUGGUGGAAGUCUUUCUUCACAGGUAAAUCGCAACAGAUUGGAGGCAUCCCCCAUGAUGAAUAUGGUAUGACUACUUUAUCUGUACGCGCUUACGUGAACAAGAUUUACGAAAAGCUCAACGUUGAUGAUUCAUGUAUCAGAAAGGUGCAAACUGGUGGACCAGAUGGUGAUUUGGGGUCCAACGAGAUCAAACAGUCCAGAAACGAGAAGUAUGUCGGUAUUGUUGAUGGUUCUGGUGUUAUUGCUGACCCAAGUGGAUUGGACAAACAAGAGCUUCUUCGUCUCGCCCACGAAAGAAAGACGAUCGACCACUAUGACAAGUCAAAGCUCUCGAAGGAUGGAUUUGUUGUUUUAGUUGAUGACGUUGAUGUAACUUUGCCAAAUGGAAAGGUGGUUACAUCUGGUGUCAGUUUCCGCAACACAUUUCACGUGAAGUUGAAGGAAGUCUACGGCACCAAUGGUGUGGACUUGUUUGUUCCCUGUGGCGGCCGCCCCGCUGCCAUUGAUACUAACAAUGUCAUGGAGUUAAUUGACCAAAAAACUGGAAAAGGUAUAAUUCCAUACAUUGUCGAGGGUGCCAAUCUCUUCAUCACUCAAUCAGCCAAGCUCAUAUUGGAGAGUGCUGGAUGUAUCGUGUUCAAGGACGCUUCCACUAAUAAAGGUGGUGUGACUUCCUCUUCAUUGGAGGUUUUGGCUGCACUCUCAUUCGACGACAAGGGAUUCUUGGCGAAUAUGUGCGUGGAUAGUGACGGCGUGAAACCAGACUUUUACGAGCAAUAUGUCUCCGAAGUUCAAAAGAAGAUUGUUUCAAAUGCUCAAUCUGAAUUUGAAGCCUUAUGGAUGCUCAGAAAUCAGACUGGCGAGCCAAUAACCGAGUUGUCAGACAAGCUCUCCAAAGCCAUUAACAAGUUAGCAGAUGAGUUGGCUAACUCCAAGGAAUUGUGGAGUGAUGAUCAAGAUUUCAGAAACGCGGUUUUGGUUGACGCCCUCCCUCCCUUAUUAUUGAAGUCGAUUGGAAUCAAGCACAUACUUCAGGGCGUGCCAGAGGCAUACCUUAGGGCUUUGUUUGCGACUAGCUUGGCCUCCAAAUUCGUUUAUUCCAGAGGUGUUGAUUCUAACCCAGCCAAGUUCUUGGAGUUCAUUUCUUCGAUUAGAAAAGAGUUUGUGGCUAAGAAGCUCUUGUGA
Metschnikowia bicuspidata var. bicuspidata NRRL YB-4993 is the source of this 3186-nucleotide messenger RNA. RefSeq names its product glutamate dehydrogenase (NAD(+)) (gene GDH2). Lineage: Eukaryota; Fungi; Ascomycota; Pichiomycetes; Serinales; Metschnikowiaceae. Bases 1 to 3186 code for a protein of 1061 amino acids. Gene Ontology annotation, cellular component: mitochondrion. The record is from RefSeq and is a predicted model, not a curated record. Gene Ontology annotation, molecular function: L-glutamate dehydrogenase (NAD+) activity. The transcript has a single exon.